CAUGUAAUCAAUACGAUCGCAAGAAGCUUAACAGAUACUCCCGACGACACCUAUCUUGCCGGACAAUCUGAUUCUAUAGACAGUACGCGGUGCAACGUCCUCUACGUUUUACGCUUAGCAGACUCGACAGAAUCAAGGACUUUACCCCCCCCCCCCAUUGCUAUCAAUGUACGAUCGAGUGUAGAUGAAGCAUACAUGUCUCAGAUAAUUCAGCAGUGCGCUUGUAUAUUUGAAAAGCAUCAGAAAGCCCCUAUCUCUCUUGUUUUUUUUUGUGUUGACAAAGUGGGUUGUAACGUUCUCGAACGUUCUUCAUUACCUCAAGGUUUUCCUUUUCUCAAGGAAGUGCGGUGCAAUUUCUGGGCAGAGCGACGCUUCUUACUGUCGAAGGAUGACUUUAUCAGCGGCAGAGCGUACCACCCGUUAUUGGAUAUAGCACGCUUUAUCUCAUCCCACAAUGAUUGUAUCUUGCUCACAAAGGAUCAGUAA
This is a messenger RNA of Zychaea mexicana, 486 nucleotides long. RefSeq lists its product as uncharacterized. Lineage: Eukaryota; Fungi; Mucoromycota; Mucoromycetes; Mucorales; Lichtheimiaceae. The transcript has a single exon. The record is from RefSeq and is a predicted model, not a curated record. The annotation marks the transcript as partial.